AUGAAUAAUGUAGGACUUCGCUUGACACCCCCUAAAACCACUGCGCUUAUGAUCAUGCCCUCUGAUUCACAGUCGGCAAGCAGACCUACCCACAAAGGCCUAGACAUUUUUGUUGUUGGCCACAGCGGUAUCAACCAGCUGGGCGGCGUGUACGUAAACGGGCGUCCGCUGCCGGACUCCACGCGCCAGAAGAUCGUGGAGCUGGCCCACAGCGGGGCACGCCCCUGCGACAUCUCCCGCAUCCUACAGGUCUCCAACGGCUGCGUCUCCAAGAUCCUGGGCCGAUACUACGAGACCGGUUCGAUCCGUCCGCGAGCGAUCGGUGGCAGUAAACCCCGAGUGGCCACCCCUGACGUGGUGGCCAAAAUCGCCCACUUCAAAAGGGAGUGCCCCUCCAUAUUCGCCUGGGAAAUCAGGGACAGACUACUAUCAGAGGGUGCCUGUACGAACGACAGUGUUCCCAGUGUGUCGUCCAUAAACAGAGUUCUUAGGAACCUGGCAGCUCAAAAAGAGCAAGCUCAAGUCCAGGCUCAAGAUGCCGUUUACGACAAACUUCGCAUGCUCAACGGGCAAGGUUGGCCUAGGCCGAAUCCCUGGUAUCCGGCAGGAACGACGUUUGGUGGUAUCGCUCCGAGUUACGUCGCGCCUGUCACUACGCCUACAGUACCUUUAGAGAAUGGUUUACCUCCUAAAAAAGAAGGUAGUGUAACAGAAGCCUCCACCCCUAGCGAUCAAAGUGGUAGCGGUGAGGAGGAUUCCGCAGCUAGGUUACGACUGAAGAGGAAACUCCAGAGGAACAGGACAUCUUUUACACCAGAACAGAUAGAAGCUCUCGAGAAAGAAUUCGAGCGAACGCACUAUCCCGAUGUUUUUGCUAGAGAGAGGUUGGCAGCAAAAAUUGAUCUCCCUGAAGCAAGAAUACAGGUUUGGUUCUCGAACCGCAGGGCGAAAUGGCGGCGAGAGGAAAAGCUUCGAAAUCAGCGGAGAGCGGCCGAACAAGCAGCGGCGUCAGUGAGCACGGCGCCCGGGCGACUUCCUCUCAACACGGGCUUCCCUAAUUCUCUCUACCCUAGCAUAGGACAACCCAUGGCAAGCAUGGCAGAGACAUACAGUACGAUACCCACAAUGCCCACCUACUCCACGAACAUGACACCCAGCUCUUGCCUGCAGCAACAGACGACAACGUACUCGUGUAUGUUGCCCCCGGGGAGUGCGAGGAGUUACGAUCCCCUGUCCCUCGGUAACUACACGCGGCCGGCCUGCCCCACGGCGCAACCGCAUGUCAUGCAACCCGUCAACAGCCAAUUCCCCAGUGUCAACAAUGGCAGCGCAGCAUCAACAGGUUUAUAUCUCCAGGAGUCUCAGUCCCUGUCCAGGUUCCUGGACAAUCCAAUGACUUGAAUAUGGCAUCGAACUACUGGACUAGGCUGCAGUGACGUCAUCCUGCCACCACAGACUCCAGCGACCUCGUCUGUCUGUGGCUGCAAUCAGAAGAGAGGCAGAAAUGCAUGAAAGGAAUUUACGAGGACAUUAGAAACAAUUUACAACAGCAGCAAACAAACAAUCAAUGAAAAAUUUUAAAGGAGAAACUUCAUCACUUAAAACAAAAAAGCUUUCGCCAUUAACUGGCAUUAACUCUCGAAAUCAUUAACGGUGAUUUUCACUAAUUGCUGUAACAAACAUGCAUUUAAUACAAUUAGAAAACGGGUUCCAGUUCAGAAGUUUUAUGAAAACAUUUCCAUAUUUGAAAAAGUAAAUAAUGCCUGCUUUUCAGCAUUAGUUGAACUAAGCAAUAAGGGACUCUAGUUUCAAAUAUAUCAUAUUCAAAAAUGGUUAUGCAUUUAUUAUUGAUUUUUAAUUGAGUCAAGAAUGUGCUGAAGAAAUUUACAAAAGAAGGAAAUUCUUGCUUUAUGUCUUAAAUAUUUUUAAUUGAUUACUUUAAUCAAAAUAAGUUUUAUAUGACGUAUUUAUAUUUAUUUUAUAACCACAUUUAUAUGUAACUGUAUAAAAUUAAUUCCAUAACACGUUAAAAUCACGUUUUUUGAUUUGACGAAUGUAACAGGAUGCUAAUUACUGUUGAAUUAAAUUAUUCCCUUGUGUUUGCCGAGUCAACAACUAAUGCUAAAAGUAUAGAUUUUCAAUUGCUGCCUAUGUAAUUUUACACAAAACGUAUUUCUAAUCCUACAGUAAUUAUUUGAGUUGCAUUUAACUAAAUAAUAUAUUCUUUCAUAAAAUUAUGUGUACAUUUUAGUUAAUGAUCAAAUAGUAUACCUAUUCUCUUACCAUUUGUAAAGAAAAUAGUUGCUUGCAUUUUUAUUGUAUAAACUCAAACUGUAAAUCCGCAUGAGCCCUUAGUUAAAAAGUCUAAGUCUUUCGUUAAAAUUCAAAAACUUAUAAUUUGCAUGAUUUAAUUUUCAAUGAAGGAAAAAAAAACUAUGCAAAGAUAAAAUUUAAUGGGACUAUUUUUAAUUAUUAAUUCUUAUGAAAUUGAAAUUUUUAUUACCUUUUAUUAAUUAAAAAUGUACAAGAUUUAUACUUUAAAGUUUAUAACU
Molecule: messenger RNA, 2552 nt
Organism: Stegodyphus dumicola
Lineage: Eukaryota; Metazoa; Arthropoda; Arachnida; Araneae; Eresidae
Product: paired box protein Pax-6-like
Biological process (GO): regulation of transcription by RNA polymerase II; anatomical structure development
Molecular function (GO): RNA polymerase II cis-regulatory region sequence-specific DNA binding; DNA-binding transcription factor activity, RNA polymerase II-specific
Source: RefSeq, a predicted model, not a curated record